AUGUUUAAUCCGUUUCGAAAAGUUAUUAUUAACACGCUAACUAAAGCUAAUUUAUCAAAAAACCACAAAUAUUAUAAACUAGUUCGUUAUUACAAAAAAAGUUCAAGCCCGAUUUCUGAUGUGAAAACCAUUGAAGAACUUGAAGAUAUUACUUCAUACAACAGAACAUCACCAACUUUGAGUGCUUUUGCAGAACGCUUAAAGAUAAAAUUUUCAGAUCCAAAUCUCCUCAUACAAGCAAUUACUCAUGAAUCAUACGAAGAUGAAAAUUUUCCUUCGAAUUCAAAACUUGCAAUUUUAGGAAAUAAUUCACUUGGUUUGUAUGUUACCGAAUAUUUUCAUACGAAAUAUCCGCUUGUACCAUUACAAUAUCUACAAAAAAUCAUUUCUUUGUAUUGUGGAGUUGAUACUUUAGCUACCUUUGGUCAAGAAGUUGGACUACAACAUGUAGUACGUUUUAAAAAAACAACACAAGAAGAAAUAUAUAAUUUGGAUCAAUCGGAUAAAGCAUAUUUAGAAAAAAAAAAAUCAUGGAUGAAAACUAGUUUAAGACUUACAGUUACUAAUUCUUUAAAAGCUAUAAUUGGUGCUUUAUAUUUAGACAAGGGGCCUGAUUCAGCUAGAAAAUUUAUUCAUGAUUAUUUGUUAACUAGAGAUAUAAAUGUGCUUGAUAUUUAUGACGUUAAAGAACCAAAAAGAGAAUUAUCAGCUUUGAUGAAAAAAUUAAAAAGAGAAAGUCCAAUAUCUAGAUUGAUAUCAGAAACAGGUAGAAAAUCAAACGCACCUGUAUUUAUUAUUGGUGUAUAUUCUGGAAUAGAUAAAAUUGGUGAAGGAUUUGGAAGUAGUAUAAAAAUGGCAGAAUUUAGGAUAAAGGAUUUUACACUACCUUCAACUAUAAAUACUUCCCAUGAAGAAAAAAAGUAUUUACCAACAAAAAUUGGUGACACUCCUGCAAAAAUUUGA
Molecule: messenger RNA, 963 nt
Organism: Entrophospora sp. SA101
Lineage: Eukaryota; Fungi; Glomeromycota; Glomeromycetes; Entrophosporales; Entrophosporaceae
Source: the annotation of a GenBank genome assembly